Molecule: messenger RNA, 2336 nt
Organism: Pipistrellus kuhlii (Kuhl's pipistrelle)
Lineage: Eukaryota; Metazoa; Chordata; Mammalia; Chiroptera; Vespertilionidae
Gene: MAPKAPK3
Product: MAPK activated protein kinase 3
Exons: 11
Coding region: 200-1333 (377 amino acids)
Biological process (GO): protein autophosphorylation; toll-like receptor signaling pathway; response to cytokine
Cellular component (GO): cytoplasm; nucleus
Molecular function (GO): calcium-dependent protein serine/threonine kinase activity; ATP binding; mitogen-activated protein kinase binding
Source: RefSeq, a predicted model, not a curated record
GCCUGGCCCUUUAAGGCUGACCAGGCCCGGCCUCCGGUUGUCGGCGCGGGGCGGGGGGCGGUCACGUGGGCCGCGGGCGGCCAGACUCGCGGCUCCGCGACCGUGGCCGUCGGCUCCCGCUCCCGCCGCCCGCGCCGCCGCCCGGUGCCCUGCGGUCAGGUGCCAGGCCGGGGCCGCCUCUGCGCGCCCCACGGGGGCCAUGGAUGGCGAGACGGGCGAGGCGCAGGGGGGCGCGGUGCCCCUGCCGGGCGCACCCUCCGGCCCCGGCCAGGCGGGGCGGCGGGAGCCCAAGAAGCACGCCGUGACCGAGGACUACCAGCUGUCCAAGCAGGUGCUGGGCCUGGGCGUGAACGGCCAGGUGCUGGGGUGCGUGCACCGGCGAACCGGCCAGAAGUGCGCCCUGAAGGUCCUCUACGACAGCCCCAAGGCCCGGCAGGAGGUGGAGCAGCACUGGCAGGCGUCGGGCGGCCCCCACAUCGUGCGCAUCCUGGACGUGUACGAGAACAUGCACCGCAGCAAGCGCUGCCUGCUCAUCAUCAUGGAGUGCAUGGAGGGCGGCGAGCUGUUCAGCAGGAUCCAGGAGCGAGGGGACCAGGCUUUCACCGAGAGAGAAGCUGCGGAGAUUAUGCGUGACAUCGGCACCGCCAUCCAGUUCCUGCACAGCCACAACAUCGCCCACCGUGACGUCAAGCCCGAAAACCUGCUCUACACGUCCAAGGAGAAGGACGCGGUGCUCAAGCUCACCGACUUCGGCUUUGCCAAGGAGACCACCCAGAAUGCCCUGCAGACACCCUGCUACACUCCCUACUACGUGGCUCCUGAGGUCCUGGGUCCGGAGAAGUAUGACAAGUCAUGUGACAUGUGGUCCCUGGGUGUCAUCAUGUACAUCCUCCUGUGCGGCUUCCCGCCCUUCUACUCCAACACGGGCCAGGCCAUCUCGCCGGGCAUGAAGCGCAGGAUCCGCCUGGGCCAGUACGGCUUCCCCAACCCCGAGUGGUCGGAGGUGUCCGAGGACGCCAAGCAGCUGAUCCGCCUCCUGCUGAAGACGGACCCCACGGAGCGCCUGACCAUCACGCAGUUCAUGAACCACCCCUGGAUCAACCAAUCCACGGUGGUGCCGCAGACGCCGUUGCACACGGCCCGCGUGCUGCAGGAGGACAGGGACCACUGGGACGAAGUCAAGGAGGAGAUGACCAGUGCCCUGGCCACCAUGCGCGUGGACUACGACCAGGUGAAGAUCAAGGACCUGAAGACCUCCAACAACCGGCUCCUGAACAAGCGGAGGAAGAAGCAGGCGGGCUCCUCGGGCGCGCAGGGCUGCAACAACCAGUAGCUCCGGCCUCGCCUCGGAGCGGCCGGCCUGGGAGCAGCUGGCCUCGGAGCGGCCGGCCUCAGAGCUGCGGGCCGGACAGCAGGGGCUGAGGCCCAGGUCAUUUUUUUAAACACAAGGACUAUUUUGUUGUAUUUUAAUUUGUCACGUGGAACUUCGGGAUGGGGGACCGUGGCCCCACCCCUCCCUCAGCGCCCCAGUGCCGGUGCCGGUCUGAGGGGCCGUGCCUGGGGCCGCUGCAGUGCCUUCGCCCGGGUACCCUGCCCUGGCCGUGGCCUUAGACUUCUGGGCCACGGGGAGUCGUGGCUGGGCUUCCCUCCUAUGAAAAUGCCCGCCUGCGGGGUGGGCAGAUGGGCCUGGCCUUGGGAAAGGCAGCUGGCCAUUGGUUGCCAUGGUGACCAGGGAGCCAGUUGCUGUCUGGGAAUGCCAAGUGAGUGAGUGAGCGAGCGAGCCAGGGAGGGAGAAGGGGCAGUUGGGGUCUGUGUGCCUUUGCUUCCCGGGAGGCUGUCUCUCCCAUGGCCUGCCCUCACUCUCAGCCUCGUGGUCUCCCCGAGGCCGCGGGCUCAGCCAGCCUGCCCCCCCGCCCCUCCUGCCCGGGGUGGUUGCAUUCUCAUCCCACAGGGCCCUGGGGCUCUUUCUCCCCAGGCCCUGGCCCAGCCCUCCCGUUAUCCCUCCCCAGGGAGCCGCCUCUCCUCUCAGCAGAGGCGGGAGGUGUUUUUAAUGCUUUUCUACUUCGGAAACUGUCACUGUGACAGAGGCAGCCUCUGCUCCCACCUGCUCCGGGUCCCAGGCCGGAGCCUCUCCCGGGAUGGCUCGUCCGGCCGCCUGGCAGCUCGGCACUGCCCUGGGAGUGGACGGCUGCGGGCGGGGCCAGGGGGCUCCCUGUUCACCAGGGAUCUCCCUCCCUCCCUCUCUCUCUCUCUCUCUCUCUUUCCUAGAGAGUGGAAGGGAGGGGCAGGGGGAGAGAAAGAAACAUCGUUGUGAGAGAGACACAUCGAUGGGUUGC